Lytechinus variegatus (green sea urchin) is the source of this 2111-nucleotide messenger RNA. Its product is annotated as gastrula zinc finger protein XlCGF52.1-like. The record is from RefSeq and is a predicted model, not a curated record. The transcript has a single exon. Gene Ontology annotation, molecular function: RNA polymerase II cis-regulatory region sequence-specific DNA binding; DNA-binding transcription factor activity. The coding region runs from base 382 to 1566 and encodes 394 amino acids. Lineage: Eukaryota; Metazoa; Echinodermata; Echinoidea; Temnopleuroida; Toxopneustidae. Gene Ontology annotation, biological process: regulation of transcription by RNA polymerase II.
AAACCACCCUCCUUGAACUCAAAGCCCUCCUUGAAACGUGUCUGUCAUCCCUCCCGAGCACGCGCCCAUACCAACGUAAUACAUUCACCUUCACCAACCGUUCCACUGUACUGUAAUGUUCUGAUUGACAUUAUCGGACUCAUCAUCUGUAAAGACAUAGUCAUGUGAUGUCAAUGUUGUAUGAGAGUAACCAAAUGAAUGACCAUACUGUAAUGGCCUGAUAGAUAUUAUCUGACUAAUCAUCAGGAAAGAGAUAGUCAUGCUAAUGUCCAUGUAGGAGAAAUGCCAGGUGAAUUACCAUACUUGUCUUAAUGGCAUCUAUUUUUUAUUUUAUUACCAGGUGAUUCCAUUAAACAAAGGCAAGACCCACAAGGAGAAGGUAUGUCAAGUAAACGUGACGAAAAUGAAUUUGGAGGAAAGGUGCAUCGCUGUAAAAAGAUUUUCAGCCAAAGAAAUGAACCUGCUUACUACUUGAGAUCACAUCGAAUAGGGAACAGAUGUUUCUGCUGUCAGAAAGAACUUAAAUGUGAUGCUCAAAGUCAUAUGAAAGGAAGGCCAAAUGAAUGUUCAUUUUCUUACGAGAAAUUUUCUGCGAAAAACCGUCUGUCUCGCCAUCUAUCAAAAAACAGAGAAAAAAAUCCACCUAAAUGUUCAUGUGAGAGUGGAUUUUCUCAGAAGAGAUUUUCAACAAAACAUAAUCAAAGACACAUCAGAGAGGAGUCAUAUAAAUGCUCAUGUGAGAAAGGGUUUUCUAAUAAGAAAUAUCUGACUCAGCAUAUCAGAACGCACACAGGAAAAAAGCUGUAUGAAUGUUCAUUAUGUAAGAAAACAUUUGCUCAAAAGAAUAGUCUGACCAAUCAUAUCAAAACACACAAUGUAGAAAAACCAUUCAAAUGUUCAAUAUGUACAAAAAGAUUUUCUUGGAAGCUUUCUCUGACCCUUCAUCUCAGAACACACACAGGUGAAAAGUCAUUUGAAUGUUCACACUGUGAAAAAAGGUUUGCUCGAAAGAGUUCGCUGAAACUCCAUCUCAGAACACACACAGGAGAAAAGCCAUUUAAAUGUUCACACUGUGAGAAAAGGUUUGCUCAAAAAGGUAGUCUGAAACUCCAUCUCAGAACACACACAGGAGAAAAGCCAUAUGAAUGUUCACAGUGUAUGAAGAGAUUUUCUCUUAAAUCCUCCCUGACAGAUCAUCUGCGAAUACACACGGGGGAAAGGCCUUACGAAUGUUCACACUGCAACAAGAGAUUUACACAGAGGAAACAACUAACUUUUCACCUUAGAACACACACAAAGGAAAAACCAUACAAAUGUUCAAUAUGUAUGAAAAGAUUUUCUUGGAAGCUUUCUCUGACCUUUCAUCUCAGAACACACACAGGAGAAAGGCCAUUUCAAUGUUCACACUGUGAGAAAAGGUUUGCUCAAAAGAGUAGUCUGAAACCCCAUCUUAGGACGCACACAGGAGAAAAGCCAUUUGAGUGUUCACACUGUAAGAAAGCAUUUUCCUUAAAAUGUAAUCUUAACCGUCAUGUUAAAACCCACACAGGGAAAAAAACGGCAUGAAUGUCAGUACUGUGACAAGGAUUCUUCUGAUAGACAUUGUCUCAUAAGGCAUCUGAAAAAACAUGCAGGAGAAAAGCCAUGUCAAUAACCAUUCUGUAUAUAUCAAGAUUUUAUCGAUAUCUGUCUAGUCCUAUGCAAACAUUAAUUCAUUUGAAUGUCAAAUCUGUAUGAAUUGAUUUUUAUGUGUUUGUAAAUAUAUUUAAAUCAUUUUUAAGUGUGCAAAUCACACCCCCCCCCCAUCGGCUAUAGGAUCUUCCAAAAUACCUCAGCCUAGAUAUGGUUAAAGCUACUGUGACAUUUCUGGGAGCAAAGUUGUAAAUGAAAUCUGAGGCCUAGUGAUGGAGUGGUGCCAUAAUCAAUGUAAAAGGCAGAUAAAUUAAAACAAGAAAACUGAAAAAUACUGCAUGCAAAUUGUCCUAACAGGGGUUUUAUUUUGAUCAUCAAAACAGGUUUGUAAUUGAAAAUCUUAUGGAAAUUGUAAUAUGAUAAUGAAAAGAGUGAGAUUUGUUUGAUCCAAUCCAGUUUGGUGCACCAGUUCUGACAAA